Lactuca virosa is the source of this 1794-nucleotide messenger RNA. The record is from the annotation of a GenBank genome assembly. NCBI's taxonomy places the organism in Eukaryota, Viridiplantae, Streptophyta, Magnoliopsida, Asterales, Asteraceae.
AUGGUCCGAGAACACAGUAUUGAAUCCUUUUAUGGUAAAUUGAGGGAGUCUGCUCUAGCUUCAGCGUCUAAUACCCCUUUGCUCAUCUUCCCAUCCACUUCUGAUGUAGAUUCUCUCUGUGCUUUGAAAAUUAUAGGCCAUGUUCUAGAAUCCGAUUCCGUUAGAUACGCUUGCUACCCCGUUUCUAGUUUCAAGGAGAUCCAUAAGUAUGCCGGACCUAGUCUGUCCUCUUCAUCUGGCGUUCCAAUCACUAUACUUCUGAUAAAUUGGGGAUGCCAUCGAGAUCUGAGGAAGAUUCUGGAAAUAGGACCUAUAGCACGUGUUUUUGUCGUCGACAGUCACCGGCCUAUUCAUCUUCAUAAUCUCAGUCAUCAGAACGACAGGGUAGUCGUUCUUUACACUGGAGACGAUGAGAAUCAAGCCGAUUUGUCUUAUGAUUUCGAUGUAUCUGCAUUGGCUGCUGCAAGUGAUUUAAACAGUGACGAUGAAGGGGAAGAAGACGAAUCCGAUAGUGAAGAUGAAAACGACAGUGAUGAUGAAGACGGUGGAAAUGGGAAUAGAAAGAAGAGGCGCCUUUCUGAAGAUGGUGAAGCAGAUCCAUUAAAGCUUUUCAGGAAGCUCAAGAAAGAGUACUACCACAUGGGUACUUUCCAUGGAAAGCCAUCAGGGUGUUUAAUGUAUGAGCUCUCUCAUUACCUACGAAAAAACACCAACGAAUUACUCUGGCUCGCGUGUGUCUCUCUAACAGACCAAUUCGUUCAUGAAAGGCUAACAAACGAAAGGUACCAAGCUGGAGUAAUGGAGCUUGAACAACACAUCAACAGUUCAGGUAACUUAGACACCCUCACUUCAGUAACCCUAAAAGACGGAACAAAAGUCUGCGCACCCGAUGCUUCAAGAAUCGCAUAUGAAGAUGAACCAAGACUCAUGCUUUUACAAGAAUGGAACCUCUUUGACUCCAUGCUAUGUUCAUCCUACAUGGCAACAAAGUUAAAAACUUGGUCCGACAACGGGACAAAAAAGCUCAUGUUGCUUCUCGCCCAAAUGGGGUUCGCUCUCGAUGAGUCCAAACAGAAGUUCCGUUACAUGAGUGUUGAAAUCAAACGAAAAAUGAAAGACAUGUUUGACCAUUUUCUCCCUGAUUAUGGACUUAACGACUUUUACUAUCGCGGGUUCUUGUUGUUACAUGGGUACAGCUCAAAAGUUUCAGCAGCUGAUGUGGUUUAUGGAGUCACCGCGUUACUAGAAUCCUCUGAGUCAAGCGGGUCAACUGGGUUGAACGGGUCAUGUGCUUUUGGUGAAGCGUACGAUGCUUUAUCUUUGAAGAAACUUGAAAAACUUGAAAUGGGUAUGAGACAUGCGAUCAAGAUUCAAAGGGCGAUUUUGAGACAAGGAAGCACUGCGAUUACAAGAAAGGGUUCGAUUAGAAGCGGGAGUAAGUUCAGAUGGGUGAAACUUGAAGAUUCAGCUGACACAAAGCUUUUGGGGUAUCCACAAGCUUUGACUAAAUUUGGGUAUUUUUUGAUGGAUGCUUUGAGGGAAAAAGGGGCGAAAAUGAAGCCUUUGAUCUGUGUUUGUUAUACACAAGGGAAGGAGAGAGUUUUGAUUGUUGGGGUUUGUGGGAAACCGAGACUAGGGGCAAUUCAGGGAAAUGCAUUUGGGAUUGCAUUUAGGAAUGCUGCUGAAGAGACUGGGGCUGAGUUUUUUCAUGAACUCUUUGAGUCAUCAUGGAUUGUUUUGGAUUCAAGUGCUGUGAAUUCAUUCAUGAUCAGGCUGACUGAGAAGCUACUGUGA